Drosophila subpulchrella is the source of this 1493-nucleotide messenger RNA. RefSeq lists its product as uncharacterized. The transcript has a single exon. Lineage: Eukaryota; Metazoa; Arthropoda; Insecta; Diptera; Drosophilidae. Bases 72 to 1373 code for a protein of 433 amino acids. The record is from RefSeq and is a predicted model, not a curated record.
UGUUUACAUUUGUCACAUCUCAUUUCCUACUGAAGUAAUGCUUCCAAAUUCCUGGUGAUUAAUCCUAAGUGAUGGAGCCAAGGGUCGCUGGUAAGCCGGAUACCAUUAUGAUCCAGCUGGUGUCCCAGCAGCCGAGCUCCAGUGGCCAGAUGCAGGCCAUGCCCAUUUCGGUGCAAGCGAUUCCCCUGUUUCCUGGGCCCAGAAUGACCAGGGAGCCACCAUGUCGACCGGUGGCCAUUCCCCCAAACAUGAGAUCUCCAGCGGAAGGUCUUCCGCGAAUGCAUUCCAGAAUUCGGCCAGAGAUGUGCGCCCCUCCCAAGCGGAAACCUAACCAAAACCAAUUUAGCUACUCAGGUCAUAGGUAUUCCUCCAGUCGCAAUAGCCAACCACCACCAGUGUGCUAUGUUCUCCGGCCAGAGGACAGGAUGUUACCCAUCUAUAUUCCAACGCCUACAGCUGCCAGCAAUUGUUUCAAUAGUCAGCGAGGUGAUCGAAUGGAAACGAAGUGUCCUUGCUGUGGUAGAUCAUUGGCUCCGGAGAAGGAUGAUCAUAUGAAAGAAUUCCCUAAUCGACGGGAUCAGGGCACCAAUACCAAUCUCAAUGAACAGCACGAUCUGGGCGAUCUAAAGAUGAUAUGCGAAACCUUGGGUCGUGCAAUGGUUUCAGCAGCCGUAGAAGCUGUCCAAAAAUUCCAACCAGCAGAAUCCUUAAGCGGCUUUGAUACUGACUCAAAAGAUCCAAUAAAUAUAAUUCUUAAAAUAAUAUCCCAGUUGAGCAGCCUGGAUCAUAUAAAAUCCGAUCCAAUAUCAGAGGCGCCAAGGAUCUCGGAUGAUCUAUCAUUCGAUAGCAAGCGAAAGGCAAGCUUUUCGCAAACGGUUCGAUUGUCAACUGUGAUCCUACCUGAUUCAAGUGUUGAUGAUAUGCCAACAGAUGUGACAGUUGAGCUGCCUUUACCACAAUACGAUGAUGAUUUUCCCGUCGAAUAUCCCAAAACACCUGGACCAUCACCGGAAUUGGCACGCGGAUCUAGAGACAGUCCGAAUAUAAUAUCGCCACAGAGUUCUCGACUCAUUUCCGGUACCUUGUCAAAUGAAGAGAUUUCUAUGAAAAACAGCAAGAUAAUCGAAAUGAGCAGCGGUCUUCUCGCAAGAAAAUCUCCUCCAAGAUUCUCUACCCGCAAAUCUUGGACCAGCAAGCAAGCCUCUUCUCUAAUUGCAAUCAAUGGCUACCAGUGUCCCUGUGUUAGGAGAAGGUUACCCAAGGAAUCAAUCCCCCCUCCAGUUAAAAAUAAAAAAUCUUCUGCUUCAAAGUCCCAGAAAGAAAAACAUCCUGUCGAAAAACAUUCAAAUCAUCCAAGUGAAUCUACUCUGUAAUCCCUUAAACCUUUAACCAAAUGCCGACCCUUAUUUGUUUAGCUAAAUUUAAAGUCUUCGAUCCAAGCCUGUUUUUAUAUUAACCAAGUAUUGCUACAACCAAAUAAAAAUUAUAAUAGG